GGUUUAGGUGAAAAUGAAGUUUAACUUCGAGUUCAGGGAAAGUCAUGUUUUCACCUAACCUGCUUUAACCUGCAGGUUUUUAAAUGGUUUUGAAUGUUACUACGGUGGCCUGUUAGCUUACAGCACAUUUGACUGACAGAUUGUGAUUUUGAAUGUAAACAUGCAGAAAGUUGAACUCUGCAGCAUUCAGAGCUGUGACGUCAUCAGCGACAUGGCUUUGAUCGUCGUGAUGUCACCAAGUCUUGCGCAGCAGCUCACCUAAUAACUGCAGCUUAACAGGCAAUCAGACAACUUCUGAACUUCAAUAGAGACACCACGCUGGUGAGCAAGAGAGAUUAACUCGACAAACACACGUUAAACAACAUCUAUUCAGUGAAAUACUUCGGUAUUCCCGUAAAAAGUGAUUCUUCCAGUAAAAAAAAUGGCAAGUUCUGCCGACAGACCCCAAAACUGUAGAACCAACAUACAGACAGCUCGCAGGAACAAGAACAUGAACUGCGAAGCUCCUCAUGAAGAAAUCAGGAGGCUUCAAGGGAUGCUGAGCAGAGGCAGGGAGAACUUUAACUAUGAACAGAACUGGAGGAUCCAAUUUAGCCAAGAGCUAAGCCAGACAAAGGAACAGCUGGCUUACCAGAAAGCCAAGACUGAAGACUUUAUCAAGAGGGAGAAAGAAGCUAGAAAGGAGCUUGAGAGGCUGAGGCAGUACUGUGACGCAGAAGCUCUCAGCGCCUCGAACAUUGCCUCUCAGGUGGCCAAUAGUAUAAAGAGGAGGAAGAAGAAAGAUCUUCAGAAAGACUACGAGGAUCUGAAAGUGGCAUAUACGAUAUGCCAGAAGAGGUUCACGGAUGAGCUCAAUGCGGAGAGGAACAAGAACAGCGCUCUCCAAGAAGAACUGGAGAAGCUCAGAGCUUCACACCAUGAGCUCAGCCUGAGAGGUGAGGACGAUUCCCUCGCUCUCAAGCAGCGGGUGGAAAGUUUUCACAGUGAGCAUGAGACAGAAAACAAGUCUCACUCCGACACGGUGGAGCAAGAUCUCCAGCUGAUCGACACCCUGAAGGCGGAGAAAGCCGCUCUAAAGGUGGAGAACAACAGCUUGAAGGCGGACAAAGACGCCCUUCAGCGUGAGCUAGAGACUGAAAAGCUCACUCAUGCCAACAUGGCGGAGCAAGAUCUCAAGAUGAUUGAGACUUAAGGACUGAGAAAGACAGCUUUAGUCAAAAGAUGGCAGAGGAGAUGAUGAAGAUGCAGAAAGAAAUUGAUAGCAAGGUCAUGCUCUAUGAGAGAAUACUGGAGCCACUGAGAACCAUGCUCGACAUGCAGGUCUCACUCAACAACCAGCUCUUAGCUAAGCUCAAUGCUAAGGAAGUCACCAGCUGUGAAGAGCAUGAUGACCCUGAGGAACAGCAUGAGGAUGGACAAUGUGAGGACCAGGACUCUCUCCCUGG
Monopterus albus (swamp eel) is the source of this 1445-nucleotide messenger RNA. RefSeq names its product ribonuclease Y-like. The record is from RefSeq and is a predicted model, not a curated record. Bases 422 to 1192 code for a protein of 256 amino acids. The transcript has 2 exons. NCBI's taxonomy places the organism in Eukaryota, Metazoa, Chordata, Actinopteri, Synbranchiformes, Synbranchidae.